AUGCUCUCGGUGUCGGCCUUUGGCGUCCACAGGUCCCAGUACCAGGUCGUGCGUCAGGCGAGCCCGACGAAGGUACCGGUCACAGCCGCGGCGGACCCAAGUUUUACCGCGGUCUCGGAAUGCCACAUGCAUGGUUCCUCGGUAUACUGCAUUGGCCCAGACGGGGAAGAUGUCGAAGUUCUUGUCGACGGGACAGAGGGCUCAGCCACGCCCGCCCCGACUACGGAGGACAAGCCCGAUGAACGUCAUUGCCACUUCCAUGCUGGUGUCGAACACUGCGUUGGAGGCGGAUCCGACUCACAUGAAUCCAAGCGCUCGUGUUCUCGCACGGACCGAGACUACAAUAUCCCCGUGAGAAUUGGCCUACUAUUUGCCAUAUUGGUUACGAGCUUCGUCGGUGUCGUCAUCCCCAUUGUUCUGGAUCCCUUACUGCCGGCCCGUUUCGGCAUCAUCUUCGUCGCCCUGAAGCAGUUUGGUACCGGCGUAAUCAUAUCCACCGCGUUUGUGCAUUUGUUCACGCACUCAUACCUCAUGUUCACGAACGAAUGCCUCUCACUCGAGUACGAGGGCAUCACGGCAGCGAUUGUGAUGGCCGGCAUCUUCCUCUCCUUCGCCGUCGACUACGUAAGCCAUCGCCUGUCGAAGAUGGCAGCGACCACAUGGGGGCCCGGCGCGAGCUACAACGGCGAUUUCGUGACCGUCAUGGUGCUCGAGGCAGGCAUCAUCUUCCACUCCCUGCUGAUUGGCCUCGCCCUGGUAGUGGCGGGGGACUCGUUCUUCAUCACGCUCUCCAUCGUGAUCAUUUUCUACCAGAUGUUCGAAGGCAUCGCCCUGGGGAGCCGAAUUGCCUCCAUCGGUCGAGCGAUGCCGCGCCACGGGCAUCAUCAUCAUCUCACUCCGUCAUCCGAAAUCAACAUCAACAGUGACAGUUCGGGAAGAUUCAGUAUUCUGAAAGCAACAGACGAACCGACGACGACGACAGCGCGUAUGAUGAUGGCGCUGGCCUUCGCGCUGGUCACGCCUGUCGGCAUGGCCAUCGGCAUCGGCGUGCUGCACCGGUUCAACAGGAAUGACCCGUCGACGCUGAUCGCGCUGGGCACGUUGGAUGCGCUGUCCGCCGGCAUCCUCGUCUGGGUGGGAAUAGUGGAAAUGUGGGCGCGCGACUGGAUGUAUGAUGGCGAGCUCGUCGAGGCGGGCGCGGUUGUGACCUGGCUGGCUGGAUUUGGCCUCGUGGCGGGGAUGGCGUUGAUGAGUUUCUUGGGGAAAUGGGCUUGA
Molecule: messenger RNA, 1275 nt
Organism: Chaetomium strumarium
Lineage: Eukaryota; Fungi; Ascomycota; Sordariomycetes; Sordariales; Chaetomiaceae
Product: ZIP zinc transporter
Exons: 8
Coding region: 1-1275 (424 amino acids)
Biological process (GO): zinc ion transmembrane transport
Cellular component (GO): plasma membrane
Molecular function (GO): zinc ion transmembrane transporter activity
Source: RefSeq, a predicted model, not a curated record